Sparassis crispa is the source of this 165-nucleotide messenger RNA. RefSeq lists its product as hypothetical. The transcript has a single exon. Lineage: Eukaryota; Fungi; Basidiomycota; Agaricomycetes; Polyporales; Sparassidaceae. Bases 1 to 165 code for a protein of 54 amino acids. The record is from RefSeq and is a predicted model, not a curated record.
AUGUACAACGGGAGGGUCCUCGGUGCAAUCGCGCCAAAACCAGUUGCCCGAGGCGUGCCCGAUGCUGCCUACAUCCUGCAUUACUCGCGUGGCUCAAGCCAUUCUGGACCAGCGCGAGCCAGACUCGGACCUGAUCAUUUCGGUAAUUUACCGAUGGCUGCUUAG